AUGGAACCGUUUUCGGUGUCGUCUGGUGUACACAAUGGCAAAGCGGUACAUCUGGAAGGCGAGGCGCCUUCUUCUGCCGUCACGGUUCUCUGUCCCGAGUGUGACUCUGAGGUGGGCAUCCCGUUGUCCGGGGUAGAAUGGCUGACCACUGACCACUUGGCCCUGGACGAAGUGUUUCUGGAGAUGCUGAUGAGCAAGAACUCUGUGGUAUGCGACCUGUGCAGCGACGGGGACGCAGAGAAACGUUGUGAGGUUUGCUGUGUCAACCUUUGUGAGUUCUGUUGUCAAGCACACAGAAGAGGACGUCGACUCACUUCCCUCCACCCCGGUCAGGAGCUGCGUCUCUUCUGUGAGAUCUGCGACCUGCCCAUCUGCCUUGAGUGUGCCGCCACCUUCCACCGUGACCACUGCUGCCUCCCGACACGUGACGUCAUCGACCGCCAUGGGGACUGUAUCCGGGAGCUGGUUACCGGGCACCUGCGGCCACGGCUGGACCGGCUGAAGGAGUCGCUGCGGAAGGUGGACCUAUCCCAGGAGGCCUUGCAGGCCAGGAUGGAUGCAACGGCGGAUGAGGUGCGUUCCUUUGCGAGGGGCUACGCUAGUGCUGUGGAGUCACACUGCCUGUCGCUGCUACUGCGUUUAGUGGAGCUGCGUCUGCAGCGCAGGAACCAGCUCCACCUACAAAGGGCUCAGCUGCAGCAGGCCCUGUCAGACGCCCGUGGGGGGGUGGCAUUCGCAGAGCGGUUGCUGACGUGCGGGUCGGACUCGGAGAUCCUGAGCGCCAAGGGCGUGACCCUCCGCAGGCUGGGCGGCCUGGUGGAGACUGACUACGACCCCCACCCAGCAACCAUCGCCCCCGAUAACAGUAACAGUAUCUGCUUCCUGCCACGUGAGAGUGCAGGGAAGGUGGGGUGUACCCGGUGCAGAUUGGAGGCGGUGGUGGUGGAUAACAGUGAUGGCUCCUAUUCCAUCGCCUACACCCCCGUAGAGCCAGGGUCCUACUCUGUGUGGGUGUGUGUCAAGGCCCAACACGUUAAGUGGGGGUUUUAA
Molecule: messenger RNA, 1050 nt
Organism: Salvelinus namaycush (lake trout)
Lineage: Eukaryota; Metazoa; Chordata; Actinopteri; Salmoniformes; Salmonidae
Product: tripartite motif-containing protein 45-like
Exons: 4
Coding region: 1-1050 (349 amino acids)
Biological process (GO): positive regulation of DNA-templated transcription
Cellular component (GO): chromatin; nucleoplasm
Molecular function (GO): zinc ion binding; ubiquitin-protein transferase activity
Source: RefSeq, a predicted model, not a curated record